Messenger RNA from Cebus imitator (Panamanian white-faced capuchin), 1506 nucleotides. RefSeq names its product olfactory receptor 52I2-like. The record is from RefSeq and is a predicted model, not a curated record. Gene Ontology annotation, biological process: G protein-coupled receptor signaling pathway. Gene Ontology annotation, cellular component: membrane. Gene Ontology annotation, molecular function: olfactory receptor activity; G protein-coupled receptor activity. Lineage: Eukaryota; Metazoa; Chordata; Mammalia; Primates; Cebidae.
AUGUAUCAACAAAUCUUACAGGACUGCAUUCUUCUUGUACAUUAUUAUUUUAUUAAGAGGGAAGAAGUCUCACCUGUGAUGCUGGGUCCAGCCGACAACCACACAAUGGAAACCCCUGCCUCCUUCAUCCUUGUGGGUAUCCCAGGACUGCAAUCUUCACAUCUUUGGCUGGCUAUCUCACUGAGCGCCAUGUACAUCAUAGCCCUGUUAGGAAACACCCUCAUCGUGACUGCAAUCUGGAUGAAUUCUGCUCUACAUGAGCCCAUGUAUUGCUUUCUGUGUGUUCUGACUGCUGUGGACAUGGUUAUGGCCUCCUCAGUGGUACCCAAGAUGGUGAACAUCUUCUGCUCAGGAGACAGCUCCAUCAGCUUUAAUACUUUUUUUGUUCACUUAGCCACAGCUGUGGAGACAGGCCUGCUGCUGGCCAUGGCUUUUGACCACUAUGUAGCCAUCUGCAAGCCCCUACAUUACAAGAGAAUUCUCACACCUCAAGUGAUGCUGGGAAUGAGUGCGACCAUCACCAUCAGAGCUGUCAUAUUCAUGAUUCCACUGAGUUGGGUGUGUCAUCUACCUUUCUGUGGCUCCAAUGUGGUUCUUCACUCCUACUGUGAGCACUUAGCUUUGGCCAGGUUAGCAUGUGCAGACCCCAUGCCCAGUAGUCUCUACAGUCUAAUAGGUUCCUCUAUUAUGGUGGGCUCUGAUGUGGCCUUCAUUGCUGCUUCCUAUGUCUUGAUUCUCAGGGCAGUAUUUGGGCUCUCCUCAAAGAAUGCUCAGUUGAAAGCAUUAAGCACAUGUGGCUCCCACGUGGGGGUUAUGGCUUUGUACUAUCUACCUGGAAUGGCAUCCAUCUAUGCGGCCUGGCUGGGGCAGGAUGUAGUGCCCUUGCACACCCAAGUGCUGCUAGCUGACCUGUACCUGAUUAUCCCAGCCACCUUAAAUCCCAUCAUCUAUGGCAUGAGGACCAAACAAUUGCGGGAGAGAAUAUGGAGUUAUCUGAAGCACUUCCUCUUUGAUCACUCCAACUUGGGUUCAUGAACAUAAUAUCUGUUCAGAUCUGAAGCCAACUUCAAAGAAAGAUGUCUUAGGGAUCUGUGGAGCUGGAUUGGUUUACCUCGGAAUCCUAAGAUAAGGUGUAAAGGAUAUCUUUGCAUAGCUUUUCAAUUACUAGGAGGAGUGUGAAUGAAAUGCUUCUGAUUUUCUGAAAGUUUCAGUGGAUUCAAUCAACUUGAUCUGAAUCAGAGAUAAGUUUUGGUAGAGAAUGCAGAUUUGGUGGAACUUAAGUCCACCUAAUCUUUAGCAAUUGUUAGGUUAGCCUGACAAGGCACAGAUCUUAUUCUGGCUUCCCCCUCAUCAUCCCUCAAAAUAAAAGACAACAAAAAGACCAGUCACCAUUCGUUUCAUGAACUACUAUGUGUCCACUUAGGAUCUGGGGAACUGAGAGCAUAAAACAGUGUUUCUUAGUCUUUCAUAUUUCCAAAUAGUUAUGCAUUUUUGCAUUAAAAUAAU